This is a messenger RNA of Trichoderma virens Gv29-8, 1338 nucleotides long. RefSeq lists its product as uncharacterized. The record is from RefSeq and is a predicted model, not a curated record. Bases 1 to 1137 code for a protein of 378 amino acids. Lineage: Eukaryota; Fungi; Ascomycota; Sordariomycetes; Hypocreales; Hypocreaceae. The transcript has a single exon.
AUGGUCAAAUUUUCCCAACUUCCCUAUGAGCUCCGUGAGAAGAUAUGGCUGGAUACCAUAGAGCCUCGCCUUGUUGGCCUCGUUCCCCAUCGAGAUAAGAGAGGCCGAUGGAGUGUGAAAAGCACUGCUCGUCCUCCUGUGGCCAUGCAUGUCAACGCCGAGUCUCGCCAUAUCCUGAGCAAAUAUUACAAAAACCUGGAAACCCGCAGCGUUAUGAAUCACAAGCCCACUGGUAUCUAUGAGGAGUGGCCCGUUGUCCUGGAUGUAUCGCCGCGCAUCUUGUUCAACUUUGACAUCGACACCCUCCACUUUGCCGACACGACGCCUCCCGAGAAGCCUCUGCCAGAUCAGGAGGCUCAGAGGAGAAAGUCAAAGGUUCCCACAAAUGCCCUGGAUCUUCUCAUUCUCAAAGAGUCCAUGGACGCGUUCCAAGGGCCUGGGUUUAGGCUAAUGAUUAACGCAUCCGCACGCACCCAGGACUGGCCUUAUCUUCUGGAAACGCAAGAUGUUAGCCAUGAUUACAUUCAUAGCGGCGAUCCAAGGCUGCUCAACUGGACUCACAUCCAUUAUGUACGCUUUGACUUUAACGUGUUUCUGUCGGACCUCGCCCUUUGGUGGGGACUCAUGCAUCCGUUUGUAAAAUGGAUGCAACAGGCGGCAACGCGCGUCGAAGUCGCGGAUGACCCAAUAAGGAGCUACGAGCUCGUGAUGGUGAACGGCCGAGGCAACAAGCGGAAGCUGCAGAAAAUAUUGCGGCUUGCGCUUCGUCCAGAGAAAGAAGCCGAUGCAGCAUAUCAGUCCCUCUCUCCUAUUGAGCGGCUUCAGCAGUAUGGCGCAGUGGUAUUCGAAGAGGUACUGCCUACACCUGAAGGCAAGGCCAUUCUCUUCGAAGUUGUCGAUCCACUCAUUGGAGCCGAUGCCAUCUCCAAAUGGAAGCAAUUCUCUAUAGAUAAGAGGGUUGUACCGCCACCACGUCCUAGUAUUCUUCCCAGAGCGACGGCUUUUGGAGCGGACAUGGAAGUGUUGUGGCAGAUGGCCAGCCAAAAACGGGGAUUGGCUCACGGAGAGAUGUCUCCUGUUCAUGGUUUGUGUCUUGCAGACUAUGGGAUAGACGGUGGCUUUCGCGGCAGAAUCUAAUUUUCCUUUUUUCCAUUAUUCCCUUUUUCUUUUCUUUUCCUACUGUUAUAGCAAUUAUUGGAUAGGUUCUGGGAAUUCAACGGGAGCGGGUUAUCUGGUUUACAUGCAAAAUUUGAGAAUAAGCUGAUGCCCUCGGCUUUUCAGCUUAAUGACUGUUACGACAAGAAUGCCUAUUAUCUAGAUAAUUGAAUAUGAUCGAAU